CUCGAGAACGAUAGAAAUAAUUUAUAUUUUCUUAAGAGGAAAGAAUGUACAUAUACAAGGCUGUAUAUUUUUGUAAAGAAACUUGCAAACUUGUAUUGCGUGCUGAGCAAUAUCGAUUUCCGAGAGACUGAUAAUUCGACGGAAGGAAAAAUUCCAACAAUUUCCAAAGAUACUUUGGCGAGAGAGUUUACGCUUGGAAGAAGGUUUAAAGAGUAAUGUUUUGAAUAGAUCGAGUAGUACUGAUUCAAAAAUAGUCGGGCAUCGUUCGAUCGCGCCAGACGCGAAUCGACUUUAUCGGUGUAUCUUGAAAUAAAACAGAGGCGAAACAUUUCUCACUCUUCGCAAUCUGCGACGUAAAUAUAACGAAUUUUCAAAUUUUUUUUCACACGCGCAAAGCGUGCCAUUUUUUUAUCAAUCAAAGUCCACGAUAAUUCUAUCCCAAACAAACAAAGAGUGAAGAGAGAAUCAUCGUGCGUUCUAAAAUUAAUAACGCAAAGCAAACGGAUGGAUAUUCCUGUCUUAAAAUUAAACGAAGGGAAGAAAGAGACGCGCUGUUGAAAAAAAUCGGUCAAUGUCAACGCGCACGUGACGAUCGAACUCGCGUUCCCAAUACUAUUCUAAUCCCCGCGUCCUUGGUCAACGAGCAUCUCCAGAGUCGUCUGGAAGAAGAGUCACUGGAGACUUGGCCGUGGCCGAUUAAUCGCGCGCCAGGAGGUUUCUCGGUGUGGCAACAAACCUGAAGAUGCCAGGAGGCGUCGAGCGAAAAUAAAGAGAGCCACGAUUUUCAUCGGCAAAUAAUCCUACCUCUUCAGUCUUGCCAGGCUUAUCCGAGUUGCUGGCCGCAUUCUCGCGAGAAUCCUUUGAAAAUUUAUCGACCCGGAUGAAUGAGAGAGCCUAUCGACGUUUCUAGGACGAGGAGAGAAAGAAGAGAAGAGAAACGAGGAUCGCACGUGGUUGUUCGCAAAGUGGUCCUCGAGUGGUCGGUACCGAGAAGCCGAAAGAGAGCCGGUGGCUGGCCGUGUAUAGGAAGGGAGAAGGAAGAAACAGAGGGAAAUUGGCCCGCGUUAUCGGCUCACUUGACUCCUUCGCUUGCCCUCGAGGAGGUUAAUUUUAAGAAUAUCUCGAGAGGAGGGCCACCUCGACCUCUGUGAUGAUCAACGAUCAUGGCGGCAGGAGCAACGACCCUGACGAGCCUUCUGUUGUUGUCGCUGAUGGCGGGAUGCUCGUUCACGUCGAGGACAGUUCAAUCGAGCACUCAUUCGCCGUUCACCAAGAUUCUGAAAGGCGUGAGGCUGGCGGGCGGCUACAUGGAGAUCAUCCAGGAGGACCAUUGCUCGCACGGGGCUGUUCGAUUGACUUGCAGAUCGUUGAAGGCGUUCAUCUUCGUCCUGGAAGCGGAAUAUCUCUCGAAUCUGACGCGCAUUUGCGGAUACGAUUUGCAGAAGUUGGUGGAGAAGAAGAUGUACAAGAGUCGAGGUAGCGGCUCCUACAAGAAGAAAGGGUUGAAGGGGAAUUAUAUCGACGAUGGUGAUGAGGAACCGUUUGGACUGGUCGAUGUUAGACAGUCGUUGAAUAAGAGAUGUUCCGGACAGAAGCAUUGUCGUUACAAUUUUAUUACCGACCACCCAAGUGCCGUUUAUUGGAAUCCAGCCACGUUACGAUUGAAAUACGCCUGUAUUCCUGAGGCUGCGGUGAGAAAAUAUUGCAACGAGGAGCUGAAGGUGAUCCCUGGCGAGGGCGGUUUCAUAAAUUCACCGGGCUAUCCGCUUUACUACCUCGGCGAGAGUACGUGCGGGUGGACGUUCAGGUCGGCUCCUGGGCACAGGAUCGUCCUCACCUUCCACGACCUGAAUAUCCGGGGACCAGAAGCAGAUGGCAAUUGCGUGGACAUCGUGAGAGUGCGAGAAAAAGGAAGAACGCUGUUCGAGAAUUGCGGUACCGCGGCUGGCGUCAAGGUCGUUUCGAACUCGAGCGUGAUCACCCUCGACCUUGUCGCCACGAAGAGGUUGUACACGGCACGAGGAUUCUUCUUGCAAUAUCAAGCGUUGGACUGUCCGGAUGUCUCGGUGCCCAACGGAAGUUACGUAUUGAAUGGCACUCUAACCUCAAGGACUUUUCUCUGCAAAUUGGGUACCGUGUUCCCCGACAGUAAAGAAAGGACAAGGAUACUCGAGUGCAAGAAUGGCAAGUGGAACGAGAGUGUCAUCAACAUACCGAGUUGCACAGCCACAUCAGCGCUGAUCCUGAAAACGGAACACGACCAUAAUCGGUUGUCCAGCCUUUCCGGGGACAAUAUCCUUGGCACGGGGGUUAGAAUUGGACGAGGCGAGGACGCAGUCGCGGUUGGUAACAGGAACAUUAUGGAUUCGGCGCAAUCAGCAAUGAUGAAGCAAUCAGACUACGUCGUAGACGUUGUCUUGCCGACAGUCCUGAUUGCUCUUCUGUUCGUUGGAAACGCCAUCAUUGUGUAUAUUAUCUUCCAGUAUAGGAAAAGAAAAGUUCCAACGAUAGAGCAAGGCGAAGAGAUGUCCUUGCGGAACGCGGCUGAAGUGCCACAAGUGUGAUUUGCACGAGGAUCAGGACAGUUAAAUUUUCACGGUGCCAGCCCAAAGCGUCAGUGAGAGAAGGCCUACGUUGCAUUUUUUUUCCACGAGGAUGAUCUCCAAACAAAAAUGGAUCUCUAAAAAGUAAAUCGUCGAAGGGCAUCGAUCGCUAUUUUUUUUUUUUUUUUUCUCUCUUCUGAAUUUCCGGGAGGAUUUGUCAUUGAAUCAAAAAUAUCUUAAGAGACUCGUAUAUUUGAUUUCAAUGGUUUCACGUUUUUUUCCGAAUGAAAAAGAAGGAUUGAAAAAAAAAAUAUUAUUAUCUGUUCUACAACCGUGAAAUUUUCGGGGACGCACUCGAAAGAAAAGAUUAUAAAUAUGUUCGUCGCCGUUUAUAAUAUGAAUCGUUGUCAAUAUUUAGAAAACCAGGCGCCUAGUUAGUGCCACGAUCUACGUACACUUAUUACGUACACAUUAUACAAACACAUGUACACAUACGCAACACGAAUACUUACGAUAAUGUAUUAUAAUGUAAGGAAAUAAUAUAUUCUAUAUUUCGUCCAAAUUGUGACUAAGUUAAGAAUAAACUGAUGUUUUCAUAAUAUAUUUGCUUUUAUAAGUA
Messenger RNA from Apis mellifera (honey bee), 3162 nucleotides. RefSeq lists its product as uncharacterized. The record is from RefSeq and is a predicted model, not a curated record. Bases 1164 to 2564 code for a protein of 466 amino acids. NCBI's taxonomy places the organism in Eukaryota, Metazoa, Arthropoda, Insecta, Hymenoptera, Apidae. The transcript has 9 exons.